This is a messenger RNA of Anastrepha ludens (Mexican fruit fly), 1227 nucleotides long. RefSeq lists its product as uncharacterized. The coding region runs from base 308 to 787 and encodes 159 amino acids. The transcript is spliced from 2 exons. NCBI's taxonomy places the organism in Eukaryota, Metazoa, Arthropoda, Insecta, Diptera, Tephritidae. The record is from RefSeq and is a predicted model, not a curated record.
AAAUUUAGAAGUGUUGGUGUAUUUCCGUCAAUUGCGAUUGGCAAAACACAGUCAUAGAUAAGGCACAGUUGUUUUUCGUUUUCCAUUUUGGGAGCACAUUAAAUUAACAUAGGAUAAACAAUUAAUAUCAGUCAACAUAAAUAAAAAGUAGCAAAUAUUCAAGUGCAGCAAUUCGAGGGAUAUUUGUUGUUACUGGGAUGUCAAUAAGUCGGUAGAGCCGCAUUCGAGAAACGUCAAGGGAGAUCAUUUUCUCACGUCGUAUUAAAAAUAGAUAGUUCCUGCAAGAUCCUAACCAUUUCCCUUUAAAAUGGCAACUGGGACAUGCAAGGCCGCUAUGCGAUUGUUGACAUGCUUUUGCGGGUGCUCAGAAAUGUCGGAGGAGGAGGUACGCCGUAUUUAUCGUCUAAACGCUCAAGAUACUCUGAAUGACACAAAAGCAGCACAGAUUUUUCGACGUUUUUUGGAGCAAGAUCGUUGUGGAGAGAAAGGGGAAAUCGAAAAUUAUUUGGAUAUCUAUGAAAUGUGUAGUGAAUAUUUAAAAGAGGAUUGUUUAACAUUUGAUCAGUUAAAUGCGCUGUACGAGAUGGAGCUGAAAUAUUACUUAGAGAAAAAACUAAAUCUGUACAUAAUGUUACUGGAAGAAAAGCAAAGGGAAAAUAUUCAUAUACAUGAAAUCGAGCGUGAUUUAAAACGUAUUCAGGCAGAUUAUCGCUGCGAAAUCGAAGCUAGCGAGGAGUACAGAAAUUACAAGCAUGCAAUAUUAAAGAAACUGAAGCAGUUGACGUGAGGAUUAAGUGCGGGGCAGGGGAAAAAAAGACAACGAAAGCGAUAACAAUGAAACUACUGCCUCAAGGGAUUGCGUUCUUAAAUAUGUAAAAAAUGUAUUAGUUUGCCUCAAGUUAAUGUUCCAAAGAUACAUCACAAAGCUUUGCUUUAGCAAAUCGGUCACGCUGGAGAUUUGCUUACUCUCACUAUUUCCAUCCAACACUGUACUCUAAUAUGUAAUACAUUUACAUACAAUGUAAUAUAUUCUCCCACGCCUGAUUUAUUUCUGAAGAUUAUAAGUAGUGUUGUUUAUCGUACCAUGUGCUUAAUAAUACACUUAGUGAUAGAAAAUAAAUUUUCGCUUUUUAUUAUUUUACGUUAAGUAAAUUAUUUUAUUUCAUUUUACAUAACUAGACUUAUAUAUUCAAUAUAUGAAGCUUAUACACUACUAAGCAAAUUUUA